AUGCGUGAGCUGCUGCAGAGCAUCUUCUCGCGCAACGAGUCGUGGGUGCACGCCACCGAGACCGACGAGCCGGAGCUGCUGGCGGCCAUGGCCAAGGGCCAGACGCCCAAGAUCCUCUGGAUCGGCUGCAGCGACUCGCGCGUGCCCGAGGGCGUCGUGUGCCAGACCAAGCCCGGCGAGAUCUUCGUCCACCGCAACAUCGCCGGCCAGUUCAACCAGCUCGACGACAGCGCCAACAGCGUGCUCACGUACGCCGUCGAGGUGCUCGGCGUCGAGCAGAUCGUGUGCGUCGGGCACACGUCGUGCGGUGGUGUCGCCGCCGCGCUGCAGACGGCCAAGUCGUCGCAGGCGCUGCCCUCGUCGUCGCUGGCGCGCUACCUGACGCCGCUGGUUAAGCUCUCGGGCGACGUGGCGGCGUCCGACGAGGCCAAGGGCAAGAGCGACACGGAGCUGCUGCAGCUCGUCACCGAGGCCAACGUGCGCGCGCAGAUGGACAACAUCAUCGAGAGCGACGUCGUCAAGGCCAACUGGCAGGGCAAGAAGACGGCGUUCCCCGGCGAGCCGACGGCCAAGAUCGAGGUGCACGGCUGGAUCCACGACAUCUCCACGGGCCGCCUGCACGACCUGGGCGUGUCGCGCGCCUGCGACGGCACGCACAACCACCAGCACGGCGCGCACAAGGAGCACUCGUCGUAG
Messenger RNA from Tilletiopsis washingtonensis, 696 nucleotides. RefSeq names its product carbonic anhydrase. Gene Ontology annotation, biological process: cellular response to oxidative stress; cellular response to carbon dioxide. Bases 1 to 696 code for a protein of 231 amino acids. Gene Ontology annotation, molecular function: zinc ion binding; carbonate dehydratase activity. The transcript has 3 exons. The record is from RefSeq and is a predicted model, not a curated record. Lineage: Eukaryota; Fungi; Basidiomycota; Exobasidiomycetes; Entylomatales.